Ilex paraguariensis (yerba mate) is the source of this 492-nucleotide messenger RNA. NCBI's taxonomy places the organism in Eukaryota, Viridiplantae, Streptophyta, Magnoliopsida, Aquifoliales, Aquifoliaceae. The record is from the annotation of a GenBank genome assembly.
AUAUUCACUUUAGGGUUUGGACGCAUCUAAACUAGGAAGAUCAUGGCUAGAAGAAGCUCCGGAAGAAGCUCUGGAAGAUCUGCACCCCGUGCGGCUCCUCGUCAAGCACCAGCUCGUAAUCCCCCUGCACCAGCAAACCAUGCUCCUCCUCCAGCUCCUGUUCAAGGUGGCAGUGGCGGAUCCAUACUUGGAAGCAUUGGUUCAACCAUUGCUCAAGGCAUGGCUUUUGGUGGUGGAAGUGCUAUGGCACACAGGGCUGUAGAUGCUGUGCUAGGUCCUCGCACCAUUCAGCACGAAACUGUUGUAUCUGAAGCUGCUGCUGCCCCAGCACCCCACAUGAACAGUAUCGGUGGCUCUGAUGCUUGUGGUGUGCAUUCUAAGGCAUUCCAAGAUUGCCUGAAUAGCUCUGGCAAUGAUAUCAGCAAGUGUCAGUUCUAUAUGGAUAUGUUGUCCGAGUGCAAGAGGAACUCAGGUUCUAUGAUGAGUGCCUAA